Messenger RNA from Cucumis sativus (cucumber), 3354 nucleotides. Its product is annotated as double-strand break repair protein MRE11. Gene Ontology annotation, cellular component: Mre11 complex; nucleus. The record is from RefSeq and is a predicted model, not a curated record. The transcript has 23 exons. NCBI's taxonomy places the organism in Eukaryota, Viridiplantae, Streptophyta, Magnoliopsida, Cucurbitales, Cucurbitaceae. Gene Ontology annotation, biological process: mitotic G2 DNA damage checkpoint signaling; telomere maintenance; double-strand break repair via nonhomologous end joining. The coding region runs from base 789 to 2945 and encodes 718 amino acids. Gene Ontology annotation, molecular function: DNA endonuclease activity; manganese ion binding; 3'-5'-DNA exonuclease activity.
GAAAAUUAAUCACCAACUCUUUUUCGAGAGUCAAUUUUUUCUCCAUUUUCUCUAUCUCACACUUACGGAAUCAUUCUCUGUUGAUUAGCUAACUCGCUACUUGUCUAAAGUGCUUGCCCUUUUCAGUAUCAACUUUAAAUAUUCACGCUUAAAAUCUUGUUUAGACUAGUCCUAGAAAUGCUACUAGAAGAGGUAUCGUCAUCAAGGAGGUAGAGUCCCCUACUAUGCCGGGCAGUGCCAAUCAUCUUCCCCGCCCAGUUUCAUCAUCAUCCGCAGAAGUCGUCCUUUCAUUCUCUUUUUCAUUUUUCCACAAAAGAGAAAAAUCUCGUAUUUGAAGAACCGGAAGAUCGGAAAUUCUCUCUUUAAUGCGCAGUUGAAUGGAAUUGGAAGUUCAUUUUUUCUGUGAUUCUUCUUCACUAAUUAAGCUACCCCGGACCGGUUCUCACUUUUCCCCAGCAUCCGCUAUCACUUUGAAUAAAGCAAUUGCCCCUCCUCAUUCUAUCAGUGGGGAUUCUUAAGAGAUCUAGUUGAGCAGGUGCGCAUCGUGCGCCUUCGAAGUCAGAUCAGGGAAAUUUCUUGCUUAUUUAUUUGGUGAAUCGACAAGGCACGAAUGUAGACCCAGCUAAAAGAAAAGCAGUGGGAGAUCUCGAGUGAAAAACCUCAGCGAAAGAGUUUCAGUCAUUCAGUCUCAUAUCCUUUUUUCUGCUCUUCUUCAAUUAGAAAGCGGUUAACACCAUUCACAAUGUUUUGUUAUAAUGUAGGCUUGAGGACGUCCAAAGCUUACUGCAAUGGGGGAGUUGUCUCGGGAGGAGAUGAAAAAUACACUUCGAGUACUUGUCGCAACAGAUUGCCAUCUGGGCUACUUGGAGAAGGAUGAGAUAAGGCGACAUGAUUCAUUCAAGGCAUUUGAAGAGAUAUGCUCAAUUGCAGAACAAAAGCAGGUGGAUUUUUUACUUCUUGGCGGUGACCUUUUCCAUGAGAACAAGCCAUCACGAUCGACAUUAGUGAAGGCAAUAGAGAUCCUGCGGCGUCAUUGCCUUAAUGAUAAACCGGUGCAGUUCCAAGUUGUUAGCGACCAAACCAUCAAUUUUCCAAACACAUUUGGCCAUGUCAACUACGAAGAUCCUCAUUUUAAUGUUGGUUUACCAGUAUUCAGUAUUCAUGGAAACCAUGAUGAUCCUGCUGGAGUGGACAACCUUUCUGCCGUUGAUAUUCUCUCUGCAUGCAAUCUUGUGAACUACUUUGGGAAAAUGGUUCUUGGUGGUUCUGGUGUUGGUCAGAUCACGCUCUGCCCCAUUCUUAUCAGAAAGGGUUCAACAUCAGUAGCUCUUUAUGGUCUUGGAAAUAUUAGAGAUGAAAGGCUGAACAGGAUGUUCCAGACACCACAUGCUGUUCAGUGGAUGCGGCCGGAAGCACAGGAAGGCUGUCAAGUGACAGACUGGUUCAAUAUUCUGGUACUUCAUCAAAACAGAGUAAAGGCAAAUCCUAAAAAUGCAAUAAAUGAGCAUUUUUUACCUCGCUUCCUGGACUUCAUUGUUUGGGGACAUGAACACGAAUGUUUGGUUGACCCUCUGGAAGUUCCUGGGAUGGGGUUUCACAUCACACAACCAGGUUCCUCAGUUGCAACAUCAUUGAUUGAUGGUGAAUCAAAACCAAAACAUGUUCUUUUGUUGGAAAUUAAGGGUAAUCAAUAUCGGCCAACCAAGAUACCUUUGACAUCUGUAAGACCAUUUGAGUACACAGAGAUUGUAUUGAAGGACGAGCCUGACAUCGACUCUAAUGAUCAAAACUCAAUUAUCGAACACUUAGACAAAGUGGUUCAAAAUUUGAUUGAGAAAUCUAGCAAAAGGGUUGUAAACAGAUCAGAGCUCAAGCUUCCAUUAGUUCGCAUAAAGGUGGAUUAUUCUGGGUUUAUGACAAUAAAUCCUCAAAGGUUUGGUCAGAAAUAUGUUGGGAAGGUAGCAAAUCCUCAAGACAUCCUUAUAUUCUCAAAAGCUUCAAGGAAAGGCCGCAAUGAAGUGAAAAUUGACGAUUCAGAAAGGCUUCGUCCAGAAGAACUGAAUCAACAAAAUAUAGAGGCUUUAGUUGCUGAAAAUAAUCUGAAAAUGGAGAUCCUUCCUGUCAAUGAUUUGGAUGUUGCGUUGCACAAUUUCGUAAAUAAAGAUGACAAAAUGGCAUUUUAUUCCUGCGUGCAAUACAAUCUAGAAGAAACACGAAAUAAAAUUUCUCAUGAUGCGGAUUCUUUGAAGUUUGAAGAAGAAGAUUUAAUUCUUAAAGUUGGCGAGUGCUUGGAGGACCGAGUCAAGGAGAGGAACACCCAUUCCAAGAAUGAUACGGUAUUCACAUCAUCUAUUCAGUCUUCAAAAGAUUUCGGUAGUAGAAGUUCCAUGACAGUUGGGUCUGCUGUUUCUUUUAGUGAUGAUGAGGAUGCAGCAAAAACGUCUGGAUCAAAAUCCACUAGAGGUCGUAAAGUAUCAUCUAGGGCAGCUGAAGACACUUCAACUAAAACUUCCACACGAGGAAGAGGAAGGGGUAGAGGGAGGGGGAGCAGUAGUAGCCUUAAGCAGACAACUCUCGAUGCAGCUCUUGGAUUUCGCAAAUCACAAAGAUCUGCAACUGCUGCUGUUCAAAGCAUAGUCAACACAGAUGCUAUGAAUUCUGCUUCUAGUGGAGAAGCAAGGGAAAAUGAAGUUGAAGAAAUUAAUGACAGUUCGGAAAAUGAUGAAAGUCUUCUCAGCAAAGGAAGAAAGCGCACUGCUCCAAGGGGUAGAGGGAGAGGAUCCACUCAAUCUAAACGAGGAAGGAAAUCUGACAACUCUUUGGUUCAGCGAACGUUCAUAAGUAGAGAUAAUGACGAUGAUAGUGAAGAUGAAGACAACGCUAGAAAGCUAUUAAAUAAGUCUCAGCCUCGGGUGACAAGAAAUUAUGGUGCAUUGAGAAGGUAAAGGUACCUUUUCUAUGAAUGUAACCUAAUAGAUUAACUGGAUGCUGUGGCAUGAAAAGUGACCUCAGUCACGAAUCAAGUAGGAGAACCUACUUCCUGUCCUCUCUACUCAUCCACUGUACAAGCCGAGAUCAUAUAGUUCAUGGUGUGUUAAAUCGUUUUCGUGAUGUAGCACAUUUCAGCUGGAGACUUACGUUUAUUAACUAGAAAGUUGAAUGUUUUGUAGGUGUUCGUCGGUAAAUAGAGUGUGUAUUGUCUUAUUUGAGGGCAGCUUUUAUUCUAUCAUUUUCUGGAGUUUUUUUCUUGGCACAUUAGUGGCCCUAGCUUUAUAUAUUUAACCAUCGAAGGUGUAUGAGCUUUAUUUUUAUUCUAUAUUGAAAAGUUAUUUCAAAUUACAAAACUGUUAAAAA